CUGAGCCCUGCGCCCGCCUCGAGAGCCGCCGCGCGGGGGGCGGGCUCCCCGCGCGCCGGCUCCGGAGCCGCGGUCCCAUUGGCCCGGGGGCACGCCCGUCUCCGAGUGAGGCUUCGAAAGUUUCGUUGAAGGUGGAGAAGUGCGCGCCCGCCCGGGAGCCGGGGCUGCGCCUCCAGGGCGAGGCUGCACGGCGGCUGCGGCGGUGGCGGUGGCGGCGGCGGGCGGGGGGCGCGCUGGCAUCCGGACAGCGUUUGGUUUUCAUUUUAUUUUUUUUUAAAUUGAGGCCGUGGAGGAGGGAAUUGGAGUCGGCCCCACUGGCUGUGUGCUUUCGUCUCGAUUUCUGCCCACGCUCGCACCAUUCCUCCUGGUGAGGGAGGGACUCGCACCGCCACCCCGCGGACCGAUAACUCGAGCCCCGUGCAGGCGGGGAUGGUUGUGCGCGCCUGGCCGCUCCCUCCCGGGUCUCUUCGGCCCGAAACUGGGGGGCGCAGAGGCUGAGCCGCGUCGCCUUUCGGGGAUCUGCCGCCAGAAGGUUCGGGACCGCCUGCAGUUACGAGAGCCCGGGCCAAAGGUCGCGGCGUGCGCAGGCGGCGGGGCCCCGGCAGCCGACGCACGUUGGCUUCAGAGGGGAUUCCGCAAAGAAAGCUUCCCUUCGCCCCUGAGCGACGCCCCAGGAGCCAGACGGAACGACAGCCCCUUCUAGUCCCCUUUCCUCGCCGUGCCGCCCCCCGGGACCCUCCCGAAGUGCCCCCGUCCAGGGCUCUGGCCCCGGCCACCCGCUGAAGAAGCCGCAGCCACCGGGGGAUUGGGGGAUUUCACACUUCAUGGGCCGGCCGAGGGGGCGCCGGGCGCCGGGCGAGGGGGCUACCUAGAGCUUGGUUAGGGGCGGCCGAGCGCCGGGCGAGGCACUGCGGAGGGACCAGCGAAGGGUGGCGGAGAGACCUGAUAGGGGCGACCGAGAGCCCGGCGAGGAGCGGUCAACAGCCCGGGGAACGCGCCCUCGGGGCGGACAGCGCGGCGGUCCUCUCCGAGGCGAUGCCCGGGCGGCUGCGGGCAGCCGGCCGCCCGAGGUCCUAGGUGGGCAUGGACCUGGCGCCCCAGUCCUAGGGACCCUGGAACUUGGCCGCUCUGCUUGGACUCGCCGGACCAACGCAAUGGCCUCGGAAGUAGUGUGCGGGCUCAUCUUCAGGCUGCUGCUCCCCAUCUGCCUGGCAGUAGCGUGUGCGUUCCGGUACAAUGGGCUCUCCUUUGUCUACCUCAUCUACCUCUUGCUCAUCCCCCUGUUCUCGGAACCAACAAAAGCAACGAUGCAAGGACAUACGGGCCGGUUAUUAAAGUCUCUGUGCUUCACCAGUCUUUCCUUCCUGUUGCUUCACAUCAUUUUCCACAUCACGUUGGCCAGCCUGGAAGCUCAACAUCGUAUCGGACCUGGUUACAACUGCUCAACAUGGGAAAAGACAUUUCGGCAGAUUGGCUUUGAAAGCUUAAAGGGAGCUGAUGCCGGCAAUGGGAUCAGAGUGUUUGUGCCUGAUAUCGGGAUGUUCAUUGCUAGUCUGACCAUCUGGCUCGUCUGCAGGAACAUCGUUCAGAAACCCGUGACUGAAGAAGGAGCACAGUAUAACUCGGAGUUUGAAAAUGAAGAAUUGGCUGGAGGAGAAAAAAUAGAUCCGGAAGAGGCACUGAUCUACGAAGAGGAUUUAGAUGAAGGGGACGGUGUGGAAGGCGAGGUGGAAGAGAGCACAAAGUUAAAAAUGUUCCGCAGACUCGCCUCGGUGGCCUCCAAGCUUAAGGAGUUUAUCGGCAACAUGAUAACCACUGCUGGAAAAGUUGUGGUGACCAUUUUACUCGGUUCAUCAGGUAUGAUGUUGCCGUCUUUGACCUCAUCUGUGUACUUCUUUGUAUUUUUGGGUCUGUGCACCUGGUGGUCCUGGUGCCGGACGUUUGAUCCAUUGCUGUUCAGCUGUCUCUGUGUGCUGCUGGCUAUUUUCACUGCGGGGCACUUGAUUGGACUUUAUUUAUACCAGUUCCAGUUCUUUCAAGAAGCAGUUCCACCCAAUGACUACUAUGCAAGGUUGUUUGGUAUCAAAUCAGUCAUUCAAACGGACUGUUCCAGCACGUGGAAGAUCGUAGCAAACCCAGACCUGUCAUGGUAUCACCAUGCCAACCCCAUAGUCCUGCUGGUGAUGUACUAUACGCUGGCAACUCUGAUCCGCAUCUGGCUACAGGAACCCCUUGUGCAGGAUGACAGGACCAAAGAAGAGGACAGAGCCCUGGCUUGUAGCCCCAUCCAAAUAACAGCUGAGAGGAGGCGAAGCCUGUGGUAUGCCACACAGUACCCAACGGAUGAGAGAAAACUUUUAUCCAUGACCCAAGAUGACUACAAACCAUCUGAUGGCCUGCUGGUGACCGUGAAUGGCAAUCCCGUAGACUACCACACCAUCCACCCCAGUCUCCCCGUAGAGAACGGCCCCGCCAAAGCCGACCUGUACUCCACCCCGCAGUACCGGUGGGAGCCCUCUGAAGACUCCUCAGAAAAGAAAGAGGAAGAAGGGGAGGAGAAGGAAGACUUUGAGGAGGAAAGGAGCCAUGAGGAGAAACGAAGUGUUAAAGUUCAUGCCAUGGUCUCUGUGUUCCAGUUUAUUAUGAAACAAAGUUACAUCUGUGCCCUUAUUGCCAUGAUGGCUUGGAGCAUCACCUAUCACAGCUGGUUGACUUUUGUGUUGUUGAUUUGGUCAUGCACCCUUUGGAUGAUUCGCAACAGAAGAAAAUAUGCCAUGAUCAGCUCUCCUUUCAUGGUCGUCUAUGGAAAUCUGUUGCUGAUAUUACAGUAUAUAUGGAGUUUUGAACUUCCUGAAAUUAAAAAGGUCCCAGGAUUUUUAGAAAAGAAAGAGCCAGGAGAACUUGCCUCAAAGAUACUGUUCACCAUUACUUUUUGGCUACUGCUGAGGCAGCACCUCACGGAGCAAAAAGCUCUCCAAGAAAAGGAAGCUCUUUUAUCUGAGGUCAAAAUCAGAAGUCAGGAAAAUGAAGGAAAAGAUGAUGAGCAAGAUCUACAAAUGGAAGGAGAGGCUGAGGAGAAGGAGGGAGAGGAAGCAAAGGAAGAAAAGCAAGAGAGACGGAAGGAAGAAGAAGAAGAAAUGGAAGAAGAUGACAACCAGGACAUCAUGAAAGUGCUGGGCAAUUUGGUGGUGGCCAUGUUCAUCAAGUAUUGGAUCUACGUGUGUGGAGGAAUGUUCUUCUUCGUCAGCUUCGAGGGUAAAAUUGUGAUGUACAAAAUCAUCUACAUGGUGCUGUUUCUGUUCUGUGUGGCCUUGUAUCAGGUGCACUACGAAUGGUGGAGGCGAAUCCUAAAAUAUUUUUGGAUGUCUGUGGUUAUUUACACUAUGCUGGUGCUUAUCUUUAUAUACACAUAUCAGUUUGAAAACUUCCCAGGCCUGUGGCAAAAUAUGACAGGAUUGAAAAAAGAAAAGCUCGAGGAUCUCGGCUUAAAACAGUUCACCGUAGCAGAACUAUUCACUCGCAUCUUCAUCCCAACCUCCUUUCUGUUGGUGUGCAUUUUACACCUCCACUACUUCCAUGAUCGGUUCCUGGAGCUCACGGACCUGAAGUCCAUUCCCAGCAAGGAAGACAGCGCCAUCUACAGCCAUGCCAAAGUCAAUGGGCGCGUAUAUCUAAUAAUAAAUAGCAUCAAGAAAAAAUUACCAAUCCACCAAAAUGAACUGGCCCACCCUGAAGGAAGCCUUCCAGACCUUGCCAUGAUGAAUCUGACCGCCAGCCUGGAGAAGCCGGACUUGAAGAAGCUGGCUGAGUCUGGGGAGGACAAGCCAGAGGAAUGCCCGGAAAAGGCUGAGCUUGGGAAAGACAGCGAAGAAGAGGAGGAAGGGGAGGAAGAGGAGGAGGAAGAGACAUCAGAUUUAAGAAACAAAUGGCAUCUGGUGAUUGACCGCCUCACUGUGCUCUUCUUAAAAUUCCUGGAGUAUUUUCACAAACUGCAGGUGUUCAUGUGGUGGAUUUUGGAGUUGCACAUCAUCAAAAUUGUUUCAUCGUACAUCAUCUGGGUCUCUGUGAAAGAGGUGUCACUGUUCAACUCUGUAUUUUUGAUUUCUUGGGCUUUUGCUCUGCCAUACGCCAAGCUACGCCGUCUGGCUUCAAGUGUCUGCACCGUCUGGACGUGUGUGAUCAUCGUCUGCAAAAUGUUGUACCAGCUGCAAACCAUUAAGCCUGAGAACUUUUCUGUUAACUGUUCCUUGCCAAAUGAAAACCAAACGAAUAUACCCAUCCACCAGUUGAACAAGUCUCAACUCUACAGCACUCCUAUUGACCCAACAGAAUGGGUCGGCCUGAGGAAAUCUUCCCCUCUGCUCGUCUACCUGAGGAAUAAUCUGCUGAUGCUGGCCAUUCUGGCCUUUGAGGUUACAAUUUACCGCCAUCAGGAAUACUAUCGAGGUCGAAACAACCUCAUGGCCCCUGUGUCUAAAACCAUCUUUCAUGACAUUACAAGACUCCAUCUAGAUGAUGGACUUAUUAAUUGUGCCAAAUAUUUCAUAAAUUACUUCUUCUACAAGUUUGGUCUGGAGACCUGUUUCCUAAUGUCAGUUAAUGUAAUCGGUCAGCGAAUGGAUUUCUAUGCCAUGAUUCACGCCUGCUGGCUAAUCGCUGUCUUGUAUCGGCGCAGAAGAAAGGCCAUUGCUGAGAUCUGGCCCAAGUACUGCUGCUUCCUGGCAUGCAUCAUCACCUUCCAGUAUUUCAUCUGCAUCGGCGUCCCUCCGGCUCCUUGCAGGGAUUACCCGUGGAGAUUCAAGGGUGCUAGCUUCAACGACAACAUCAUAAAGUGGCUGUACUUCCCAGACUUCAUCGUGCGGCCCAACCCCGUGUUUCUUGUCUAUGACUUCAUGCUGCUCCUGUGCGCCUCCUUGCAAAGGCAGAUCUUUGAGGAUGAAAACAAGGCUGCAGUGCGCAUCAUGGCAGGGGACAACGUGGAGAUCUGCAUGAACCUCGACGCGGCCUCCUUCAGCCAGCACAACCCCGUGCCAGAUUUCAUUCACUGCAGAUCAUACUUAGACAUGUCCAAAGUGAUCAUCUUCAGCUACCUCUUCUGGUUUGUCCUCACAAUCAUCUUCAUCACGGGGACAACCAGGAUCAGCAUCUUUUGCAUGGGUUACUUGGUGGCCUGCUUCUAUUUCCUGCUCUUUGGGGGUGAUUUGCUGCUGAAACCCAUCAGGAGCAUCCUGCGCUAUUGGGACUGGCUGAUUGCAUACAACGUUUUUGUGAUUACGAUGAAAAACAUAUUAUCAAUAGGAGCGUGUGGAUACAUUGAAAAAUUGGUUCAAAAUAGUUGCUGGUUGAUCCAGGCGUUCAGCCUGGCCUGUACAGUCAAAGGCUAUAAAAUGCCUGAUGAUGAUUCCUCAUGUAAACUCCCCAGUGGUGAAGCAGGAAUUAUUUGGGACAGCAUAUGUUUUGCCUUCCUCCUACUGCAGAGAAGAGUUUUCAUGAGUUACUAUUUCCUACACGUUGUGGCUGAUAUAAAAGCUUCACAGAUCCUGGCAUCAAGAGGGGCUGAACUUUUCCAGGCCACAAUUGUAAAGGCCGUAAAGGCAAGAAUUGAGGAAGAGAAAAAAUCAAUGGAUCAACUGAAGAGGCAGAUGGAUCGCAUCAAAGCCAGGCAACAGAAAUACAAAAAGGGUAAGGAGAGGAUGCUGAGCUUGACCCAGGAAUCAGGGGAAGGCCAAGACAUCCAAAAACUCUCUGAAGAGGAUGACGAAAGAGAAGCAGACAAACAGAAAGCCAAGGGCAAAAAAAAGCAGUGGUGGCGGCCUUGGGUUGAUCAUGCUUCCAUGGUCAGGAGUGGAGAUUAUUAUUUGUUUGAAACGGAUAGUGAAGAGGAGGAAGAGGAAGAACUGAAAAAGGAAGAUGAAGAACCUCCAAGAAGGUCCGCUUUCCAGAGAGCUAUUGGGAAGUUUGCGUCGGCCAUUUUAGCCUUGCCAAAGUCUGUCAUUAAACUUCCCAAAACUAUUCUUCAGUAUUUAAUCAGAGCUGCAAAGUUUGUUUAUCAAGCCUGGAUCACGGACCCUAAAACAGCACUCCGACAGAGGCGCAAAGAGAAAAAAAGGUCUGCAAGAGAAGAACAGAAAAGAAGGAGAAAAGGAUCUGGGGAUGGUCCUGUGGAGUGGGAAGCCCGAGAGGAUGAACCAAUCAAAAAGAAAUCUGAUGGACCAGACAAUAUCAUCAAGAGGAUAUUUAAUAUUUUGAAAUUCACCUGGGUCCUGUUUCUGGCAACAGUGGAUAGUUUCACAACUUGGCUUAACUCCAUCUCAAGGGAGCAUAUUGACAUAUCUACGGUUCUGAGGAUUGAACGAUGCAUGCUGACCAGAGAAAUUAAAAAGGGCAACGUUCCCACCCGGGAGAGCAUCCACAUGUACUACCAGAACCACAUCAUGAACCUUUCCAGAGAGUCGGGACUGGACACCAUUGAUGACCGUCCCGGCGCGGCUUCAGGUGCACAGACAGCCCACAGGAUGGAUAGCUUAGAUUCACAUGACAGUAUCUCCAGCUGCUACACUGAAGCAACCAUGCUGUUCUCAAGGCAGUCUACCCUUGAUGAUUUAGAUGGACCAGAAACUGUUCCUAAAACAAGUGAGCGUGCUCGACCUAGGCUUCGUAAAAUGUUCAGCAUGGAUAUGUCCUCCUCAUCAGCUGACAGUGGCAGUUUAGCAUCAAGCGAGCCCACGCAGUGCACCAUGCUGUACUCGCGCCAGGGGACCACGGAAACCAUAGCGGAGGUGGAGGCCGAGCAGGAUGACGAGGCGGUGGCCAAAGACGCCGACCAGGGAGGGGAGGAGGCCGCGGACUUGGGGCCGGAGGAGGCCUCGGAAGCCGGCCUCACCCCAGAUGCCGAGCUGCCGCACUACUCCACCGAGGAUGGGGACGUGGAGGCGCCUCCCUCCUACAGCAAGGCGGUCAGCUUCGAGCGCCUGUCCUUCUGCUCACGGGACGACUCUGCAGGCCAGAGCCACAUGGCCGUGAGCCCUGACGAGAGCCGCUCAGACAGGCUCGAGUCCAGCAUCUUACCGCCCCUGACUCACGAGCUGACGGCCAGUGAGCUGCUGCUGAACAAGAUGUUCCAUGAUGACGAGCUGGAAGAGUCCGAAAAAUUCUACGUUGGCCAACCCCGGUUCUUGCUGUUGUUCUAUGCCAUGUACAACACUCUGGUGGCCCGCUCAGAAAUGGUGUGUUAUUUUGUGAUCAUCCUCAACCACAUGGUCUCUGCUUCCAUGAUCACCCUUGUGCUUCCCAUUCUGAUCUUCCUCUGGGCCAUGCUGUCUGUGCCCAGGCCCAGUAGACGAUUCUGGAUGAUGGCCAUUGUCUACACAGAGGUGGCAAUUGUGGUCAAGUAUUUCUUCCAAUUUGGCUUCUUUCCCUGGAACAAGAACGUGGAAUUGAACAAAGAUAAACCUUUCCACCCACCGAAUAUCAUAGGAGUGGAGAAGAAAGAAGGCUAUGUCCUUUAUGAUCUCAUUCAGCUCUUGGCUCUUUUCUUCCAUCGGUCCAUUUUGAAGUGCCACGGCUUAUGGGAUGAAGAUGACAUCACCGACAGUGGCACAGACAAGGAAGAGUCGGAUGAUGAGUUGUCCCUCAGUCGUGGCAGGAGAGCCUCCUCUGAUUCUCUGAAAUCCAUCAACCUGGCCGCGUCAGCAGAGUCGGUGCACGUGUCCUUCCCGGAGCAGCCCACGGCCAUCCGGAGGAAGCGAUCGGGCAGUAGCUCCCAGAUAUCCCCCAGAUCCAGCUUUUCUUCCAAUAGGUCCAAAAGAGGCAGCACAAGCACCCGAAACAGCAGUCAAAAAGGAAGCAGUGUUUUGAGCAUCAAGCAGAAAAGUAAAAGGGAACUUUAUAUGGAAAAGCUUCAAGAACAUUUAAUCAAAGCAAAAGCAUUUACCAUAAAGAAGACUUUGCAAAUAUAUGUGCCCAUCAGACAGUUCUUCUACAACCUCAUCCAUCCAGACUACAGUGCUGUGACCGAUGUGUAUGUGCUCAUGUUCCUGGCUGACACUGUUGACUUUGUCAUCAUCGUCUUUGGCUUCUGGGCCUUUGGGAAACACUCAGCAGCAGCAGACAUCACCUCUUCGCUGUCAGAGGACCAAGUCCCUGGGCCUUUUUUGGUGAUGGUCCUAAUUCAGUUUGGAACCAUGGUCGUGGACCGAGCACUAUACCUCAGGAAGACCGUCCUGGGAAAGGUCAUUUUCCAGGUCAUUCUUGUGUUUGGAAUUCACUUCUGGAUGUUCUUCAUCUUGCCUGGUGUGACUGAGAGGAAAUUCAGCCAGAACCUGGUUGCUCAGCUUUGGUACUUUGUGAAAUGUGUUUACUUUGGGUUGUCUGCCUACCAAAUCCGUUGUGGCUACCCAACGCGAGUCCUUGGAAACUUCCUCACCAAGAGCUACAAUUAUGUCAACCUCUUCUUGUUUCAAGGGUUCCGCCUCGUUCCCUUUCUGACUGAGCUGAGGGCUGUGAUGGACUGGGUGUGGACAGACACGACCUUGAGCCUCUCCAGCUGGAUCUGUGUGGAGGACAUCUACGCUCACAUAUUCAUCCUGAAGUGUUGGCGGGAGUCUGAAAAAAGAUACCCGCAGCCCCGGGGGCAGAAGAAGAAGAAAGUGGUGAAGUAUGGCAUGGGAGGCAUGAUCAUCGUUCUGCUCAUCUGCAUUGUCUGGUUUCCCCUUCUCUUCAUGUCCUUGAUCAAAUCUGUGGCGGGGGUCAUCAACCAGCCCCUGGACGUCUCGGUCACAAUCACCCUGGGAGGGUACCAGCCUAUUUUCACAAUGAGUGCACAGCAAAGCCAGUUGAAAGUUAUGGAUCAGCCCAAGUUUAAUAAAUUUAUGAAGGCUUUUUCUAGGGACACUGGUGCUAUGCAAUUUCUGGAAAAUUAUGAGAAAGAAGACAUAACUGUAGCAGAACUGGAAGGAAACUCAAAUUCUUUGUGGACCAUCAGCCCUCCCAGUAAGCAGAAAAUGAUAAGCGAACUCACGGACCCCAAUAGUAGCUUCUCUGUUGUUUUUUCAUGGAGUAUUCAGAGAAACAUGAGUUUGGGUGCAAAGGCAGAAAUUGCAACCGAUAAGCUUUCUUUUCCUCUUAAAAAUACCACACGAGAACAUAUAGCUAAAAUGAUAGCCGGCAACAACACGGAAAGUUCAAGAACACCGGUGACUAUAGAAAAGAUCUACCCAUAUUACGUGAAAGCACCUAGUGAUUCGAAUUCAAAACCUAUAAAGCAACUUUUGUCUGAAAAUAACUUCAUGAAUAUCACCAUCAUUUUGUCCAGAGACAAUACAACUAAAUCUAACAGUGAGUGGUGGGUUCUCAACCUGACUGGAAACAGAAUAUACAAUCAGCACGCUCAGGCCUUGGAACUGGUGGUCUUCAAUGACAAAGUCAGCCCGCCCAGUCUGGGGUUCCUGGCUGGCUAUGGUAUCAUGGGAUUGUAUGCUUCGGUUGUCCUUGUGAUUGGGAAGUUUGUCCGUGAAUUCUUCAGUGGGAUUUCUCACUCCAUCAUGUUUGAAGAGCUUCCAAACGUGGACCGAAUUCUGAAGUUGUGCACAGAUAUUUUUUUAGUUCGAGAGACAGGGGAACUGGAACUCGAGGAAGAUCUCUAUGCCAAAUUAAUAUUCCUGUACCGCUCACCAGAAACCAUGAUCAAAUGGACUAGAGAAAAAACAAAUUGAUGCUUUAAGACACAGACUGCAGAUCAAAUUAACAUUUGAAUUUAAAAAAAAGCACAAUAUGCUCAUAAGAGCUAAGCAUUUCUAGUUGGAUGGAAAUGGUUUCUCUUCUGACAGGUGGUCAAAAGGAGCUGACUUCCUUCUGCAGUCUAAGCUACCUUGUAAACGAAGGCGCUGUUGAAAAUGUUAUUUGUAAUUCCAUUUCUCCAAAAUCAGGGCUAUUUGUUUUAUGAUAUAGUCAACAGUGUCUUGCAUUCUGAUUGACGAUGCAAAGGAAUCAUUUAUGGGUCUCCUCCCUCAGAGAAACAGUAGAGAAGAAGGGAAAAGGAAAGUUGCCCAUGGUUUUCUGUGCGGAGCCCGCACACUUCCUGAAGAGAUGCUCUAGUUCAGUAGGCCGCACCCUGUUGCCAACGGGGAAGCUGCUGUGGGGAGAACAGAUGGGCCUCAGCACGCCCCGAAAAUACGCAACAGCAAUAGGAGGCUGAAACUCCUGAAGAGAUUUCUGGGGUGGGGGGCGGGGAACAAGAGGGAGCCAAAGACCCAUGAAGAUACCAGUGGACGAACGAGCCUCAUUCUAAGCAAAAAGUUAACAUUAGUGACACUCUUACUGCCUUAUCUUAACUGAAGACUAGUAAAAAAAAAAAAAAAAAAAAAUCUUUCCAUUAAACACCAGUGACUUCUCAGGAAAAAAGAAAAAAAAAAGCAGCAAAACAAAAAUGGGGACACCGGUUUUGUCGAGGCCCAGCAAAUGACUCGCUUCAGUGGUGGCUGUUAUGCUUCAGAGUUCUGCUCCUCCUCAGACACAGGCUCCAGGUAGAAGGAUGAAAAUGGCGCCCAGCUGGGUGUGGAAAUCUCUGACUCUGUAACUCUUUCCUAACUGAGGUCAUGAACGCCCUUCUACCUUUUUCCCCAUCCCUCAACACGCUUUUUCCCAUUUCGAUGAUUUAAGGCAAUGGUUUUUUCCAGUAUGUGACAUUUUCCUUCCUGUUUUUCAGGUAUAUCGAAGAGUUUACAUAUUCCAAUUCACAUUUUUACAUCUGAGACGGGUUUUUUAAGUUCAUAGUUAUGGAAGAAAUAUGUAUAUUGAGCUUGGGGAAAUAAAAAAAAAACGGCCUUUUCUUAAAUUAUUAUUAUUGGUAAUACAACCUCUUCAUUAAAUAACAAUGUAGCAUGAAAAUUUAUGAUUGAAAUGUAGUUUUCAUUCUGUAUUAAAAUACAGUUUCUGAGGAGUCAUUAAAUGGACUAGAACAUGUCCAAAAAAAUGAUCCUAUGUAGUCUGGGUUCAGGACUGACUUAAAAUAAAGCACAUCUUGCAAAGCCA
Messenger RNA from Leopardus geoffroyi (Geoffroy's cat), 11031 nucleotides. It is a transcript of the gene PIEZO2, whose product is annotated as piezo type mechanosensitive ion channel component 2. Bases 1155 to 9713 code for a protein of 2852 amino acids. The transcript is spliced from 56 exons. The record is from RefSeq and is a predicted model, not a curated record. Lineage: Eukaryota; Metazoa; Chordata; Mammalia; Carnivora; Felidae. Gene Ontology annotation, cellular component: plasma membrane. Gene Ontology annotation, biological process: regulation of membrane potential; cellular response to mechanical stimulus; detection of mechanical stimulus. Gene Ontology annotation, molecular function: mechanosensitive monoatomic ion channel activity; monoatomic cation channel activity.